Molecule: messenger RNA, 3770 nt
Organism: Danaus plexippus (monarch butterfly)
Lineage: Eukaryota; Metazoa; Arthropoda; Insecta; Lepidoptera; Nymphalidae
Gene: Eip74EF
Product: ecdysone-induced protein 74EF
Exons: 11
Coding region: 628-2220 (530 amino acids)
Biological process (GO): regulation of transcription by RNA polymerase II; cell differentiation
Cellular component (GO): nucleus
Molecular function (GO): sequence-specific DNA binding; DNA-binding transcription factor activity, RNA polymerase II-specific
Source: RefSeq, a predicted model, not a curated record
GACUGGCGACUGACGAGACGUUCAGUGACUCGAGGCACGUUGAGCGAGGAGCACGCGCGCCGUAUCUCAGUGACGAGUGUUACGUGCACGGGAUUUUAUAUAUUGAAUGAUCAUUUUAUUGAUAUUAUAUUGAUUCUUUUGGUGUUUGUGGACGGAUGUGUGCAUUUGGAUUGCAUUUUGGAUGCGUGAUUGACAACGAGCCACUGCCAGAUGUGUUCAAGUUUAAACCUACCCUCCAAUCGGUAUACUACUAGUUUAUUGUACGAUAAUGUCCAGGGGCCAGUAGUGUUGGCUUGCGCAUGAUCGCUGAAAGCUGCGACAGCGAAGCGGUGAGUGUUGAAGACGAGGGUGCGGCGCUGCCUCUAUGCCGCAUCAGCGCAGGUUCGACAUACAUCGGGACGUCGCCAGGUCGCUGUUGAAGAGGAGCGCGGUGCGGGGAGUGAGGUAACCUGGCCGAGGAUACCACCAUACGAUGUGUUCCAUGUUCCAUGUUCUAGAGACCUGAUACAUCGAAUAAUGUAUGAUCCGUCCGAACACGGCCAAACCCUUACGAAUUUAUUAGUGUUAUAGUAGUGUGUGAGUGUCGAGUGCAAGGUGGCGGGGACGCAUGCCUCGGCGCCAUUGGCGAUGCCAUUUAUUGAAGACGAAUGGUGGUCCGCCGGGAACGAGGGCAGGAUGGUCGAUCUCUCCAAUUGCCUUCAGGACGCGGUGACCGCGAGCGGACAGACGGCGACACAGCUGCAGCUGCAGAUGGCCACGUCUCUGGGGGAGCUGUCCCAGGCGGAGCUGUCCAACUUCGUCGGCGGACUCACGCUGGAGGCCGACGGCUCUGAGGCCGCCGACCCGGACGACAUCCUCAAACAGCUGGGGGAGACGGCUUUCGAUAACUUCGACACCUUCUUCACCGAUCUGACAAACUCCACGGCGACCGCCGCGCCCCCUGUUGAAAUAAAGCAGGAAGAGAACAACAAUGUGUCGUCUGCGUCCAGCAGUCAGUUACAGAAUUCAUAUUACCAGCAGAGCAGCCAGCUCUCGCUACCCAACAACGGUCAGCAGCGACUGCAGCAGUUACUGCGCUCGGGGACCAGCGCCAUCAACCACGCGGUGGCGAACAAUAUUAACAACGGACGAUACAACAUCGCCUCCGCUAACCCGCUGCUGGCCGAGAAGCUGGCGGCGACAUCUAGCGGCAUCAAGCAGGAACCGAUGAGCUCCGACUACAACGGAACCGGCAUGAACUACGGGAACGCCUCGCCGAUGCAGCGGGUGCCCAGUGGGAAACCUCAGGUGCACGAUGCUGGCGGAGGAAAAGGUAAACAUUACGUCUUACUUCAGAAUCGUUACGAACAGUUUAGAGAGCAAACAGUGGACGGCGAGCCGACGUCCCUGACCUUGGGCGCGAGAGGCUCCCUCGGACGAGCGCUGCUUCACGGCCUGCUGGCACCAGCGCCCGCGCCGAGGCACCCCCUGUACACCGCACCCAACACCGGCUCCCUCCCUCCGUCUCCGGCGGACAGCGGCGUCUCGGACGUGGAGUCGUCGUCGUCAGGAGCGGGCUCCGCGGAGGAGUUGAAGGCCCGCCUGCAGCCCCCGCAACCCGCGCCCUUCCACACCCCCUUCCUGCCGUUCUACCAGCCCCAUCAGAUCGCCUCCUCGCUGCAGCAUCACGUCGCCACCCACCCCAGGCCGCCCGUGGGCGGCGGCAACGAGCGGGAGACGUACGGCUACGGGUACGGGGGCGGAGGCUCGCACCACUUCGCCGCGCCCGCGCCUCCGCCGCUGCCCCAUGACGACCUGCCCUACUCCGUGUUCGACUUCGGAGACUACCAGCGGCACCACCAUCACAACAAGCUGAAGCCCAAGAAGAGGCCCCGCGACACGCCACCCGCCCCCGGCGUCAAGCGCAAGAGCCGCGAGGGUUCCACCACCUACCUGUGGGAGUUCCUGCUGAAGCUGCUCCAGGACCGCGAGUACUGUCCGCGAUAUAUCAAGUGGACGAACCGCGAGAAGGGCGUCUUCAAGCUGGUGGACUCGAAGGCGGUGUCGCGGCUUUGGGGGCUCCACAAGAACAAGCCCGAUAUGAAUUACGAGACGAUGGGGCGCGCGCUGCGCUACUACUACCAGCGCGGCAUCCUCGCCAAGGUGGACGGCCAGCGGCUGGUGUAUCAGUUCGUGGACGUGCCCAAGGACAUCGUGGAGAUCGACUGCUCCCUGGCGUAGGAGAGCUGACCCCGCGGUCGGCGCGGUCGGCCUGCGAGCCUGACCUCUGAGACUUUGUCGCUGUUCGUGAUCGUUGUUGCUCGUUCGUUCCACGUCGGAAUCUUCUCAGUGUGAACUUUUUGAAUCAUCAUGCAUUGUGUCUGCGACCGCUUCCUACGAUGUUCGUGUGUUAAUCUUAUUCUCAAUCGAACUAACGUACGUUUACUGACUACAGACAGACAGACAGACAGACAGAGGUGACGAAAUCGAUUGCUCAAAUGUUUAUUAUAUAUUUACAUAUUUUUAGGGAAAUUUCAUAAAAGGAACUUACAUUUGAGAGAUGUUAUAUGGUACGAAGUGAUUUGUAUAAUGUUCCGUGGAGUUUUUAAUGUUUGUAACGAUUAUUGUACACGCACCGAGCGCGAGCCGCCGCGGACAGCCGGGCCCGCCCGGGCCUGUCCGGGGCUCGCGGGGCUCGCGACUCGCGACUGCACUAAAUCAGAACUUCCUACCUCAAAACUACGCAAAAAUAAUAUUAAUAUUAUACAUUUUAUUCGACGUGACCGUUUUUACAAUUCGCAAUAAGUAAUAUUAUAGUCUAAAUAAGAAUUUAUAUAAAAGAAAUAUUUACGUAAAAAGUGUUUAUAUACAUACAUACAUAUAUACAUAUAUACAUAUAGUACACAUAUAUAAUAACAAAAGUAUCGUAUUUAAUACCUCUACCUAGUAGCUCUCGUGUGACGUAUGUUGACCGUUUUGGUGCUUUUCAUGUCCGUAUCCGUAUUUACAGCUCGUUUACACGAAUCGAUACUUUAUAACAUGACGCGUCCGCCGCUCACAGACGCUCGUCUCGGGGCGGCCGAUACAAACUACCCUCUAGAUUUGUUUGAAUUGAAUUUUAAAAUGUUUAAGAAUGUUUAAGAAUAUUAAGUACAAUGUUGUGCUCGAGCGGCCCUCGGCUCGUCGCCGCACGGGACUCUCUCGGGCCGAGUUUAGUUUCGAUGUUACUUCUGUCUCUGUAAGACGACUUUCCAUUUGAUGUUAGACUAUGAGAGUUCCACCAGCGCACGGAACACCUCAACGUAAUACUGCCAAGUUGCUGUUAAUGUGAAAGACUUGAAGGAUGUAUUUUGUGUUGAUGGUGACGGAUAGUAGUAGCGAGUAUGGAGUGUGGUGUAGACGAACAGGUUCUAGAUUAUUCGGUUUAUUUAACUUACUUUAAGCCUGCGGGGUCUCGCGCGAGCUUCCCUCUGAACUAGAACGACUCCGGCAUAUCAUAUAGUAUCAGAGUUAUUUAUUCAUUCUAUCGUUGUGGAGCAGUUCCGAGCGCCGCGAGACCCCCUUUUUUUUGUUACCUGAGUAAAUAUUAAUAAUUAAUUACUAUUUGCGGUCCAAUGUUAAUGACUCAAUGAUUUUAACUAGAGUUAGAGGUCCCCACGGAGCCGCGGUGAGAUGCAUACAUACACACAUACACACAUACACACACAUAUACACACAUACACACACGUACACACACACAUACACUCAUAUACACAUACACACACACACACACACAUACACACACACACAUA